Molecule: messenger RNA, 4272 nt
Organism: Fusarium odoratissimum NRRL 54006
Lineage: Eukaryota; Fungi; Ascomycota; Sordariomycetes; Hypocreales; Nectriaceae
Exons: 2
Coding region: 911-1636 (241 amino acids)
Source: RefSeq, a predicted model, not a curated record
GUCGGUCUCAGUCAUAUCGUCACAUCAUCACUCACUCACUCUUUCAUUCACAAUUGCGUGCAUUGGGGAACAGGGAGGAACAAGAGUUUUGGUGGGACAAAGUCCCAUUCGUGGGAUUGCUCCCUUAUUCUCUUUUUUUGUGCUUUUCUAGGGGGUUGACAGUAUAUAUCAAAAACAGUAAAGAGAAGAAAAGAAAAGAAACCGUGAAGCAAGCAAAUCCGUACAUAGACGAGAAAACCACAGAGACACCUCGUCUCUCGUAUCUGACCGUGGUCCCGAAAGCAAUCCAGUCUCAUCCAACCCUGCCGUGUCGAAGAUCUGUUCUGUCUAAGGGCAUCCAAGCCGAUAUGAUUGGUGUGAUGUCUCUUGUAAAUCCUGUCGUCUGUCUUUGUGCUGUGGCUCGGGGAAAGGCAUGCCUAGCAUGCUGGUGCGGUGAUGUGUCUGGCGGGGAAUUAAAAACCUAUGGCUGGUUGCGAAUAAAACUUUUCGAGAACCAAAAAAAAAGUCGUCAAAGAGCGAUCAGGUCCAGCUUUAGAAAUGGCGACUGAGCCUAGGCUCCUAGGCUCGCAUGGAUAUAUAGCUGUGUAUAGCACUUGCAAGCUGGGAAAUCGAAAGAAAGGAUCAGAAAUGUCGAAUAAAGGCAUCAAAAAAGAAAAAGUCAAGCUGGAGCAUCAGGUCUGAUGGUCUAAGAGAAGUUGAACACUGAGAUGCCAUCUACCAUAUACCUGGAUGUAGAGGUUGUGAUACGGCGUCUAGAUAUCUAAGAGUUAUAGCGACGGUAGCGCUCUGCUUCCUGUCGCUGGCGGCUCUGGUGGUAGGACUCUCUUGGUCCCCGGGGAGUGAAGUUAGAGUGGGGCAUACCGCUGUAAUUCCCCUGGUAAUGCAUCUGCUGAGGGUGUGCGUAUGAAGCAUGGCGGCGACCUUGGUACUGAGGUCGACCAUGGCUUUGGUAUGGGUGGUUGCGAGCAUCUUGAGACACAUGCAUGGGCUCGUGAUACUCGCUUUGGUGGUGUCCCUGGAAUGGCACCUGAGGCUGCCCCUGAUACAUGGAGGCAGGAUGUGGAGGGGCGGGAUACGGAACCUGGGAUGGUCCUGGGCCUGCGUACCCAUGGUGAGAGGGGCCUGGAUACAGCUGAACAGGUUCAUGGAACUGGGGAAGAGGAUACUGGGGCAUGUCCAUGUAUGUAAAGCCACCAGGAGCGGGAACGGGAGCCAUCGCUUGAGGCGGCAUAGGCAUGUAACCCAUGGGUGGCAUCGGGGGAGGGUAUUGGGGGACCAUGUGCGUGUAGGGCAUGGCAGGCUGGUACAUGGGCUGCUGAGAAGCAACGACGAGCUGGCCCUCAGGAGCUCGCUCCGUGGCAUCGCUCUUGCGAGACUUACCACUCUUGUCACGAGGUUGGUCGGUUUCGCGAGAGAUAGGUCUGCCGCGCAUGUUCUCCUCAGAUGCAUAGGUUCGCUUGAGCUUGGCCUGGUACAAGAGGUUGCGCUUCAAGUUCUCCUCGGACAGAUGGCGACGUCGGAUAAGGCAUCUCUUGGCCUUCUUCUUCCGCGACCCCUGCUCGUCUGGCGAGCUUCCGCUCUCGCGCCAGGUGCUGUCGUCGCUCUCCGAGAGGUCAAUGGGAGGCGGGUAGGUUGAGGUAAUAAACAUUGACACAGCACGGCGGUGUCCCUUGCCGUUGGCCUUGUCUUCAGCAGCAACCUCACAUCGCAUCGCAGCGAGUUCUGCAGCAGGUGAAAAGGCCGUAACACGCGAGUGUCCGUCUGCAGCAAGGCGGUCCUUGAAACCCUGAAGGUUCGGCGGACUGAACUCUGCGGGAGGUGCAGGUAUCUGAAGGGGAAUAGGAGAUGAACCAGUGUGAGAUGGUAGCGUGCUCGGCGAAGGGGCGAACCGAACUACGUUACUAGACUCAGCAAUAGGAGGAUACUUCUCAGGAGACUGAACAGGAGUGACCUCGUCCAGUUUAGUGUUUGGAACCGCCAGCGUUGGAACUGGCAGCGGUCUGGGCCGUACAUUCUCUGGCUUCAGCAGAUCCUCGGGGUGACAAUUCUCGAGGAACUCUCGUUCCUCCCGGGACAGACCUGCAGUUGAUACCACGCGGCGAUGAUUGACUGGGGCAGCGGCCGCGGAGGCGACGCGAGAGUCAAAGCGACGAUGAGGACGCUUGACAGGGCGAAGAGGUGACGGAUACAUGCGAGCAUCAUCCACACUACCAGGCAUGCGAGAAGAACCAGAGCCGGGAACGCGAGAGGGGCCAGAGUUGGGAAAGCGAGAACCAGAGUCGGGCAGACGAGUGCCAAUGGCUUGGGGAACAGCGACAGCUUCGGGGGUAGGCUUGGUUCUCUUUCGUUCGACCCGAAGGAUGCAGCCCUCAACUUCUUUGCCAUUCUUGGGACAGGUGUUAGCAAACAUUCGGUACACACUCAGAGCCCGACGGAAGACAAAGGAAGAACUUACGAAUUCUUCCAUGGCUCUGUCAGGGAUAUCAAACUCGUCGUACUCGACGAAUGCCCAAGGGUGAGGGACUGGGACAGUGAGUUGAGACCAAGUUCAUGGACGGGAGUUACUUACGACCACCGUCCUGGUCAGGGGAAAUUCGUAGAUCAACAGAACGAAUAUUCCCGCAGAUGCCAGCCAAUCGGUAGACCAUAGCCUCGUCAGCAUAAUGAGGCAGUCCGCCGAAGAAGACUGAGCGACAGUCCUUUUCGUACAUCUCCAUGAAGGUUUGAUCGUCAGCUGGGCGGUCAGAACGCUUCUGAACCAUCUUGCGAUCAAAAGCCAUGAUAAUGAAUGGCGUGUUAGGACCGACGUCCUUAAACUAUAUUAGCUCUACGAUUAAUGAAGUUGUCCAAGAUUGAACUUACCCGAAUGACAUCGCGUUUGGGGUCAAAUCUGGAGUACAGUACAAGAAGACUAGGAGGAACGGCGAGCUUGGUCUGAGCAUCAUAGUUGAGAACCUCGACCUUCUUAACUGGUCCAUGGCGGGAAAAAAUAGAACGAGCCUCGUCGGCGUGAACGGGGCGAGUGUCUUUGCGGAAGAUAAUGUAGGAGACUAUUAGAAGUUAGCAUCUGGACAUAAAAGUUUGCCGGGAGGACGCACGGUUUCCGCCGCACUUCUCAACUCGGAUAGGACGGCCAUGGAUCAUAUCUCCACGGGCCUGGUGCACCGCAACAUCGGCGUGCUUGAUUUGCUGAUAAUAAAUUAGUUCGCCAUGCGCCAUGGAGGACUGAUGGGCUAUCAUGGUCAACUCACAGUGUAUUGAACAAAGGCCAUAGGCAUGUGUCUGGUGCGGUCACGCUUCACCUUGACGAAGACUGUGCCGAACUUGCCAAAGUGUUUGGUAAGAGAAACCCUCAAGGUGAGAUCAUCGACGUGUUGAGGGAGGCUGGACUCAAGGCAUCUCCAGGGUAAACAGCCUGGGCGUCGAACUCUCGAGGGAUGUUGGCAAAGGCAUCUAUAUUGGAUGGCAGAGCGGCAACAGUUUGGACGACUUGGUUCAUAGACAUGAAGUCGCCGGUGAGCACUUGCUCGGGCUGGAUCUCCUGGCUUGCCAUAAUCGGAGCGGUGGGCCCUGCGGCCACUGGGUAGUCGAAGUUGCCUUCUCCAGCUUGAUGAGUGUUAUUGUAGGGGUAAGAGCUGUAUCCAGGCUUGGCGACAUUGUCCUUUUGGACGAGAGAUGGCAUGCUGUGGACUUCUGUCAGCAAAGUUCACCUUGAACUCGUUCUCAAACCAGUAAAUACCUUUUGGAGUUAGAGAGCGGUCGGCUAGGAGAGGCUGAACUUUGUUAGUACACCUGCUUGUUCCGGAAAUGGCAAAAAGAAUCAAAAGUGAAGCUUGUUCGGGGGAAGCCCCUGAGCUGCUUGCUCGCCAGAAGACACAAAAAGGGGCUAUCCCCGGAAGUUACCACGAGAGUAGCUAUUGACAUUCCAAGAAGGCGCGCGGAUCUUUUCUCGUCGAAACAACGAGAAGGAGAUGAAAGAAUUUCAAAGACGUAGGGCGUGAGAAACCAGUGUCUUCAACAGAGACCCAGCCACAGCAAACAAGACCUCGUGCUGAAAGAGAACAAGCAAAAGAAACAGGAGAAGGAGAAGGGAGAGAUCUAGACUGUUCUUUCCAAGACAAUAAAAAAGAGAUGAGAAUAUCCCCAAAACGACAGAGCUACGAAUUUUAGAAACGAGUGUCUUCGCCAGAAGUCAAACCACAGAGACAUCCACCGACUUCGCAUCGAAGGACAAACAAGAAAGAGAGGGAGAAGGAAGAAGAGAAACGCCGG